CCAGUCUAGAACGUAUCUUUGAAGUAGAACGCCGAGGGCAGAACAAUUGUGUUUUGGAUUUCUUGCCGUGCGGAUCGCAGCGCAACGUGUGUGUGUGUGUUGAACAGUGCUGCCAGUGUUGAUACAACAAAACACUGAACGGAAAAGUUUAAAGAAACAUGGAUAGCUCCGCUGGUCUGAACUUCAAGCGGCCACAGCCUCAGCAUCAGUCUCAAUCCCAAUCCCAAUCCCAGUCACAGUCACAGUUACAGUCACAGUCACAAGAAGGGAAUAACAACAGCUCGUCGUCUGGCGGUAGCCCAAAGAUGGGAAGUCGUCGAAUUUUCACGCCGCACUUUAAGUUGCAAGUGUUGGAGUCAUAUCGCAAUGACAACGAUUGCAAGGGCAAUCAACGGGCCACCGCCCGAAAGUACAACAUCCAUCGACGCCAAAUUCAAAAAUGGCUACAAUGCGAACCAAAUCUAAGGUCCUCGGUGGCCAACACUCAAGCACAGCAGCAACAACAUUCCGCCCAGCAGCAGCAACAGCAGCAGCCACCUGCAGCUCCCCAGCGUCUGGCAGCAGCGGCGGCGACACAAUCUCCAGUAUCACCCACGCCCGGACAGGUUGUCAAGUUCCACCACCAAUUGACCCAUCCAAUGGUCCAUCACCACCAGUUGCACCACCAUCAUCAUCAUGCGGCUGCGGCGGCGGCAGCAGCAGCGGCUGCAGCUGCAGCAGCUGCCGCCCAUCAUGCCCACCAUCUACUGGCUGCACAUCAUCCUCAUUCCCAUCCAUUGGCCGCCACCCACCCGCACCUGCACGUUCCGGUGGCAGUGCAUCCGCACUCCCAUCUCCAACACCAGCAACACCAGGACCAGGACCAACUGCAGCUGGAGCAUCUGCAGCAGGAGCAACAGAAGCUGAACGGUACCACAGCCAAUGGAUCCAUAUCGGCGGCCAAAAUCGCUGCUGCAGUGGCCGCGGCCAUGGCCACCAGCAGCAGUAGCAGCUCUACUAAUAACCACCUACCCACCAAUACCACCAACCAAUCGGUUACCACCAUAAAUGGGAGUGGAGCCAGUGCCAAUGCAUUGCCAUAUAGCAGCCAAAACGAAGUGCCAAUUCAAGUGCCAAUUCUAAGUACGUCUCCGGUGCUGCAUUAUUCCUAUGAUGCGGCCACAGCCGCUUCGAGUUACCCCCAACGGACAGAGAAUCGCCUGGAGGCGGUUGCCACACCGGUGCCCAUUGAUCUGUCUUUGGGCAGUUCGGCACGUCGCCAGAUGCAACAGUUGGAGCGAGACCAGGAUCCCACCGGGGUGGAUCUGACCUUUAGGAAGCGUAAAUUCCAUACUCAACCGUUCCAGCCGGAUAAGAUCAGCAAGCUGGAGACGAUUAAGGCCGAGCCCGAGACUGAGAGCGAGGAUGUGGAUGUGGUCGAUGUUGAUGUUGAGGCGGAAACGGAAACGGAGCCAGUGCCCGAGCAGGAGCAUAAGGUGCCCUCGAAGCAGGUGAAGCUCUUCAAGCCAUAUCUUCUGGAAAACGAGGACGAGGCGGAUUUGAAGACCGAGGAGGAGGAGGACAGGGAUGCCGAUACGGAUGCCGAUGCGGAUGAUGACGAAGUGGAUGCGAAGGAGCGCUCGGCCGAGGCCAAGAAACGUCGCCUCAAGAAAAACAAAGCCACCAAGGUGAACGAGCAGAGGGAGCCAAUUAUUUGGAGCAAUCAUCCGUAUCCUGGUGCCUGCCUCUCGCCCCUAACUGCCGCCUCUGCCUCUCCGAUCUUUCACUGCCCCACCUCCCUGGUUGUACACGGAGGCGGAAUAUCAUCGGCGGCCUCAUCACCGCUAUCGACGCUCUCUGCGGGAUCGGGCAGUACACCCUGCCCCCAACUCCAGAUGCAGACAUUUCCCGUUGUCGGGGGGAGUCCUCAGUUUCAGGAGAAGGCCACCGCCACAACGCCCCACCGACCCUAUUCGCCGCCAGGAUUUUGCUGCCCCAAGGGAUCCCCGGUCUCCGGAUAUGAGAGCAGCUCCUCCACAUAUAGCGACACCAGCAGCAACUGUGGCAGUGGCAACUACAGCCUUAAUCUCCAGCUGCGCGCUGCCGUCUACAACGACAACCUGAUGUACAUCCAACAGCAUCAACAGGUCCAACAGCAUCAUCUACAACGUUGGCUGGAUUUGGAUCAGGAUCAGGGAGUAGCAGUAGCAUCCAGAACCCUAAGGACCUGAGGACCUUGAGGACCUGAGGACGUGAGGACCACUAGAGCGAAUAAAGUAAAGUUAUGGCAGUCACUGGGCCUGGCCUUUUAGUUUUUUAACACAAAAAUAUGCCUAUAUAAUAUUUUUUUUAUUAAAAAACCCAUCUACCAACUAAUUUGUUAGAUUUUGUAAGCGAUUGAAACCCAUAUCUUCCACGCAUAUCAACAACAACAACAAAAAAAGCCUAAAAAAAAGCCCAUUAUUUAGGUUUAUUUUAUAAAUUAAGAAAGCACACAUAUAUAUUUUUUUUUGGUUACCAACUAAGAACAAAUUAUAUUAAGUUACACCCCAAUUUUUUUCAACAUAUUUUUUUUUUGAUAAUUUUAAAACUAUAAUAUUAAUAGUUUAGUGUACAAAGUGGAACAUAAAGUCUUGUUUUUUUAAGAAAUUCAACGAUAAAUCGUGAGGCGAAAACUGAAAAAAC
Messenger RNA from Drosophila bipectinata, 2664 nucleotides. It is a transcript of the gene brk, whose product is annotated as transcriptional repressor brinker. NCBI's taxonomy places the organism in Eukaryota, Metazoa, Arthropoda, Insecta, Diptera, Drosophilidae. The record is from RefSeq and is a predicted model, not a curated record.